Messenger RNA from Rhincodon typus (whale shark), 2009 nucleotides. It is a transcript of the gene igsf8, whose product is annotated as immunoglobulin superfamily, member 8. The coding region runs from base 266 to 1687 and encodes 473 amino acids. The record is from RefSeq and is a predicted model, not a curated record. NCBI's taxonomy places the organism in Eukaryota, Metazoa, Chordata, Chondrichthyes, Orectolobiformes, Rhincodontidae. The transcript has 5 exons.
GGAUGAGAUGGAGAGAUAGAAAGAGAGAGAGAGAGAGAUAGAGGCAGGCAGUCGUCGUCUAUCGGGAGGAGGUGAGGGUGUGACUGUGAGGGUGCGGGAGGUAGUUCACAUGGAGAAGCAUGCAGCCUCCUGUAGUCGAUGAGCUGCCUCACACCACUGCCUUGCUCGAACGUCGAGCAAUCCUCUCCCUGCAGCCCCAGUCCCCUGCCCUGCACCAUCGCUCCGUACUGUGUGUCUGUAUGUGUCAGGCCGAAUUUAAUUGUUAAUGGCAUCACUCCAGAGAGAUGGGAAAAUCAAAACAACACUCAGAACAGAUGGAACGUUGAGCUUCCGGAUAGUCAAGGUCCCCAAGGGACCCCUCUACAGGGUGGAGGGAACCCACAUUUCCAUCCUGUGUAAUGUGACGAACUCCCAGGGUGCAGGCCGCUUCGAUUUCUGGUGGUCGUUUGUCAGAAUGCUGGACACAAGCACUCCGGUUGCCAUGGUUAGCACCCUCGAGGCCGAGUACACCGAUGCCACCUAUGAGCCCCGGGUCAAGGCCAAGGAGAUCUACAUCGAACGACAAUCGCUCAGAUGGGCCCGGCUUCACAUCACUCACCUGAGGAGAGACGACGAGGGGCUGUACGAGUGCAGAGUGGACAACGGCGCCAAGACAUGGCACCCCUCUCAACGUGCCACGGUCGAGCUGAAAGUCCUCCCAGACACCCUGAUGCUGUCGACACCGUUGGGAGAGUUCUCGAGUCUGGCCCUGCGCGAGGGGGAUGGUCUCAGCUUGCGAUGCCGUGCUGCAGCCCUUACCGUGCUGCACACCCACAUCUCGCUCGCGUUCGAGGUUACCAGGAGUAUGACCGGGACCCGUGACACCAUCGUUGGCGUCAGGCCUGACCUCAGCGUGGAGAGUCCGCCAGCCGGGCCUUACUGGUCCCGUUUCUACAGGGGCCAACUGGGAAUGCAGAAGGUUAAAGGUGACACCUACAUCCUGAGGAUGGACCAUGUCAAACCCCAGGAUGCGGGCCUGUACCACUGCACAGCGGCAGAGUGGAUACAAGACCCUGAUGGCAGCUGGCAGAAGAUUCUAGAAAAGAGAAUUGGCCUGGAAAACCUCACUGUACAACCCAACGACCUGAGGCUGGGUGUGGUGGCAUCUCUGGCCCCCGUGAAGUUUUACCAGGGGGACACAGUGCAGCUGCACUGCAAUGUGACUCUGGCCAUCGGGCACAGCGAGGACAAGGAGGAGGAGGAAGUGGAGCCCCAGCUGGCAGUGGGCUGGUGGGGCGAGGCCAAGGAACCCCUGGCCCUUGUGGACCGGCGCGGCAUCCUGCUCCCUACGGCCUGGCAUGGCCACACUCCUUCGGGCAGCGAGCUGAGCCCUGACCGUCCCACUCCUCUCUGCUUCCGCCUUCACAUCCACCGAGCCACCAAAGGUGACCAGGGACGGUACCGCUGCCAGGUCACCAGCUGGGGGCAGCGGCGAGGCACCACUCCCUACCUGCUCGCCACUGCCCAAUCGGAACCUGUCACCCUCUUCCUCUACCUCUCUCAAUUCCACACCAUGGGCCUGACCAGAAUCCGUUGGGAUCUCGGGACCAGGAAGAACCAGAAACCUGGAAUCCUCACCCUCCGACAUGCCGACGCGCUCGAAAUAUGUCAAUAUUGGUUUAAAUCCCGACAUUCCCAAACACUGUGAUGUUCCGUCCUUCCAUGGGGAGGGGGGAGGGGUGACAUUCCAAAAUGCUGACCCCCCAAAAAAUGACUCUCAAGACUCAACCCCAAAGUAAUGUCACCCCCAAAAGCCAUGGACACCGCUAAAGCGUGACUCUCUGACGCACAGCAAGCUCCCAGAUCUCAACAACCUCAACAUUGACCCCUGUUGUCCCUCAAACACUCAGAUUGUCCCGAAAUUACUAAAACCCCAACCUCUUCCCCCCCAAAAACCCUGACACCUCCCCAAACCUUACCUCCAAAAUCACUGACCCCUCCCCAAACCAUAUCUCCAAAAUCACUGACCC